AUGCCGGCACUCGUGACGUCCACAGCUAGUUCGGCCGCUGCAGCGGACCGCCUCAUCCAGGAACUGUCAACAGCGCUUUCCGCACCAGCAUCAGGAUCAGAUGCCAACAGCAACACCGCAUCCGCUCUGCAGAAUGUACAGAAGCAUGCUCGCUCCUUCGGCUUCUCCUCGAAACAGUGCGAGCAGCUUGUUCGACUCGCCCUGCUUGGACGACUCCAGCCUCUGUCAGCUACCGGCACGAGCAGAUCUGCCAGACAGAAGGCGCCCAAGACAUCCGUGUCUCUGGGCAUCCUACGAUCAGUGAUCCCGAAACCACGCGCAAAGGUCGGCAGACAAGCCGUCCUCGACAUUAUCGCGUCUCUAGGUCCAUCUCCAGGCACAGACACGGUCAAAGUGGCAGGCCUGCGGGAGGACGACCGCAACACAGCAGGGCCCAGUCUUGGACCAGAGAGACUCAAAGUGGACAGCAAAGUCCAGGUGGCAGCCAUCAAGCUGCUCUCUGUCCUUCUCGAGUCGCCUUCAGUGCCGCUAUCGGUCGCAUCAAACUUUUACACCGAAGCCGAGAGCAGCGGAAGAGGGAGGCCGCCACGUCAAGAAAGGCAGCGGGAUCAACGAGAGCAGGAACGUCUGCAAAGGCAUGCGGCUCAGUACACGGGACUCGCUGGAAGCCUGCCAACAUCGUACCUCACCACCUCUGCCAAGACGACACUCGAAAAGUGCUACUCGACUCUGUUCCACUUUCUCGACUAUCAAUCCCUGCGCCCUCACCUCUGCUACCUGCUUUGCCGCCUCACAAAGCGAAGGCACGUGCGACACUACAGGAUCACCAAGCUCAUGGCGAUGCGGACCAACUCGGCACCUGAAGCUGGAAUUUCGGCUGUGCUGUCGACCUAUGCCAACUUCUACCCUGACCUGCUCUUCCCGGAGCUGCUGGGAGGCGGCGGUGCAGGCAGCUCUGCGAUCGCCGGGGGCUCAGCAGCGGGUCUCAAGUAUCCCGACUCCGACUGGAUUGCCUCUGUGCUUCUUGCGCACGCACGCUGCGCACGCCGCCGUGACGGAGAAACAGUCGAAUCCGACGACGAGGCCGAGACCGACGCUGAAGCAGGCGGCAGAGCAGCAAAGAAGCAACGUCUGUCUUCCAAAGCAGUCCGAGACGGAGCUGACGGCGACGAAGCAGCCAUCACUUCCGCCGCUCCCACAUCGAUCCCCAUUCCGAACUUGGUCACCAUCCAACCGCUCAACUCGGCACAGAAAGCCUUCGGAACGCACCCUUCCCUCAUCACCGAGCUCUCAUCGUUGCGUCAUCUCGCGCAUAGCUUGGACCGGCUGGUUCUGCCUUCGCAGGCGGCUGCGAUGCUUGGGAGCGGCUUCGGCUCGCGACUCAUGCGUGUAGCCGUGCUGGCUGGUGCGACCAUCACCAACGAGGACUCGCUCAGCCAGACGAUUCCGGCGGGCAGGAGGAAUAGGCAGGCUGAACAGGACCUUUGCUGGGCACGCUUGUCGGACUGGCUCGAGAGCGUGCUGAGCGACGAGCUCGGCGUGCAGACUCGAUCAACGCAGCGUCAACAGCUCAAGCUGCCGGCGACUGAAGCGGAGUUCAAGCGACUGGCAGCGCUGCUGCGCCGGACGAGAUACGUGUUUGAGCUGGCUGAGCAGAUGCCAGUCAGACUGGAGGACUUGACCUCGACAGUGCUCCUGGCGAUCGCGCAGGUGGCUGAGGCCGACAGCACGCAAGCACAUGAUCCGGCGGUAGACGCAAAGAAUGUCUGGUCGGAACGAUGGGAUCAGCUCGCCCGCGAAGUGCUUCCGUUCGUGCCUCUCGUCACGCCUUCGGAUCUGGCAUCCUUCGAAGAGCGAUUCCUAGCACCUCUGGAGGUGUUGGCUACGUCAAGCAAGGUUUCGCUGGACACCUCUGCGGCUGUGCUGUUGGCUCUUUCGGGCAUGCUCGACAACUGGGGUUCGCGCGACUGGUCUAACAUCGGCAAGACGCUCGACGCACGCCAUUCGUAUCGAUGGGGAAUCGCCAACCUCGACGCGGCGAUCGACUACACAGAGCUUAUCUCGAGCGUCUCUGCACGCACCGACGCACUUGCAACCUCGCUGAUUGGGCUGUACCCACGCCACGUGCUGAUCGAGCACGCGGUGCUCUCGGUCUACGAGAUGCUCUCCGGUCCGCUCGCCGGCAUGCGGGCUAGUGCGACCAUCCCGGCGCUGCCGCUCUUCGCCUUCACGCUGCACGCUACGACCCUGGUCCCCGUCUCGCGUCUCUGCGGGCUGGUGCAAGACCUGCGCUCCGCCUUCGAGGACCACAAUGCGGGCACGCAUCCCGCGCCCACCAUCGACGGCGGGCUCGAGAGCAAGGUAUACGAUCUCCGUUCGACCUUCUUUGAGGAAGAAAACCUAGCCACGCUGAAUAGCAACGUUACACUGGUCGCAAACCUUGUGUGGCUGGGCAAGCUGGUUACGGGCACCGACGUCGUCGGUGGCCUGCCUGCAGGAAUCGACGAGGCGGUCCUCGCCGAUCUCACGCAACGUGGGGACGAUCUCAAUCUCAAAUUGGCCACCCUGGCGAAUACGCCCUUUUCGCGGGCGAUGAGCCACAUCAGCGAGCGCUUUGCGAAUGUUUACUGCUCGCAGAGAGACGCUGAGUCGGCCGAGCACGACGGUGGCAUCAGGGGUCCUGUCACGGUCAAAACGCUCAAGGCUGCUAAGAAAAACGGGAUUCCGGCAGGAUGGACGCAUACGGACUUUAGGGCGUACAUGCUCGACUGGCUGGACCGGGAGGGCGCGCACGGGAUGUAUGAGCUGUUGAAGAAUAUCCUGGUGACGUUCGGGAGUCAGCUGAAGAGCAUCCGUGGAGAGACGCAGGCGGAGGCGGAGACCGCCUAG
Messenger RNA from Kalmanozyma brasiliensis GHG001, 2889 nucleotides. Its product is annotated as Centromere protein I. The record is from RefSeq and is a predicted model, not a curated record. The coding region runs from base 1 to 2889 and encodes 962 amino acids. Gene Ontology annotation, cellular component: nuclear body; kinetochore; cytosol. The transcript has a single exon. Lineage: Eukaryota; Fungi; Basidiomycota; Ustilaginomycetes; Ustilaginales.